This is a messenger RNA of Kwoniella shivajii, 1710 nucleotides long. RefSeq lists its product as uncharacterized. The record is from RefSeq and is a predicted model, not a curated record. The coding region runs from base 1 to 1710 and encodes 569 amino acids. The transcript is spliced from 12 exons. NCBI's taxonomy places the organism in Eukaryota, Fungi, Basidiomycota, Tremellomycetes, Tremellales, Cryptococcaceae. Gene Ontology annotation, molecular function: chloride channel activity.
AUGUCUGCUGCAUACCUCAAAGAACAGCCUCCCGCCGAGGCGUCUUCUUCUUCAAGCCCGAAGAAGAAAGAGGGUACUGGAUUUAGCACAAUCGGUGCGACAAUGUCAUUACCGCUCAAUACACUAUCGUCGUUAUUAGCCAUGCAAGACGUGGAAGAUCAUAAACCUAAAUUAUCCAAAAUAUCAUGGUUACCAGAUUUAUUUGUAUUUAGAGCUUCCAUUCUGCCCAUUAUUCUAGGUCCAGUAUUCAGUGUCACUCUCUUCUCGGCUGGAGUAGCAGCUGCCAGCCUUUGGUGGGGUAAGGAAGUUGGGUUGACAAACAAUGUUGUACCUCUUUUAUCGGUAGUUGUAGGUUUGUUACUGGUCUUUAGGAAUUCAUCCGCCUAUGAGAGAUAUGCCGAGGGUCGAAGGGAUUUCACUUCUCUCAUCUCGAUAGCCCGUAACCUCUCUCGCAACAUAUGGGUAUCCGUCACUCUUCCUCCUUCAUCCAUCGACGUACCUAUGUCCAGGCCUCAAAUUACGAGAAGACAGCUUACUGCUGAAAAGAGGAAAGUGAUCAGGCUAGUCGUCGCUUUUGUGAUAGCUACUAAACAUCAUUUAAGGGAUGAAGGUGGAGUUCAUCAUGAAGAUUUAAAAGGACUAUUACCUGCUAAAUUAGCUGGAAAUGAUAUACGUCAAUUGAAAUCUGCUAUUUCUGAAGAUCGUUUAAGUGGUCACAAUUAUGGAGUAGGGGAUAUUACUAAUUCUCCUGGAACAAUUACGCCUUCUGCCUCAAUUAGUAAUAACGGAAAUGGAACUGAGAAUGGGAUCAACAAUGAUGAAGAAUCACUGGUUGGUUUGAUUGAUCGUACUGCCCCUCUCGCAACUUCACCUUCGACUUCGCCUUCUCUGGACACCUCGAAUCAUUUGUUUUCGGUUAGUAACACCGACCUCAACGAAAGAGGGACUGGAAGCGGGAUUCGACCGAGUCUGAAAGGGUCGUAUUCGAGCGGAUUGAAGAGACGUCCUACAGCUGUCAGAGUCCUAGUGCCUGAAGGAUAUACAGAUACACCCAAAUCCACAAGAAGUACAAUCAGAACAGCUGGCAGUGCAAGAUCAGAUGAACGGACUCCGUUGAUCAAAAAAGGUGUAAGACCUGAUCCCAUGACCACUGGGUUAAUGCAAAGAGCGGAGAUCGGUUUAGGUAGGAUGGUAGACGUGGGUUUACCUCUGAUCAUUGCACACGAGAUCAGUAGAUCAAUUUUUAAAUUCAGGAAAAUGGGAUGUUUGGAAGCUGUCGGACCUGCUGGAAUGAACGCACUUCAGGCUGCAGUAUCAGGAAUGACUGAUCAACUCGGAUCUAUGGAGAGGAUAGUCCAAACUCCCCUUCCAUAUAUAUUCUGCGUACAUCUCAAACAGGUGGUUUCCCUGUACUUGUUCAUCUUACCAUUCACAUUAGUGGAUGCGAUGGGAUGGAAAAUGGUUUUUAUCAUGGCUGCUAUCAGUAUGACAUUUAUGGGGAUUGAAGGUAUUGCAUCUAUGAUCGAACAGCCUUUUGGAACUGAUCCAUGUGAUUUGAACCUUGAUUUAUACUGUACCGAACUGCUGUGUGAAUGCGAAGCCAUACUUGAACGUCUGCCAGAAGGUGACGAUGACGAUUUCACCAGUUUCGAAAGGGAUCAUCGAGGUAAAUAUGAUUGGGGAGCUGAUGAUGGUGGAGGAGACGAGUAG